Messenger RNA from Homarus americanus (American lobster), 925 nucleotides. RefSeq lists its product as uncharacterized. The coding region runs from base 66 to 740 and encodes 224 amino acids. The record is from RefSeq and is a predicted model, not a curated record. The transcript has 5 exons. Lineage: Eukaryota; Metazoa; Arthropoda; Malacostraca; Decapoda; Nephropidae.
UAUCACCGAAUCACAACGAAAUUUUCGCUUGGCACUGUCUGUAAGGUUACCAGUCAACAACCGCGAUGGGCGUAGGUAGCUGCGUGUGGAUGUUUGGUGUGGUGGUGCUGUUGGCAGCAAAUGGAGGGGAUGGCCACGGGCGUUUGAUGGAACCAGUAGGUCGAUCGUCCGCCUGGAGGAAGGGCUUCAACACCCCGAUCAACUGGGAGGACGAUGAGCUCAACUGUGGCGGUUUUGGCGUAAGCAAACUCACCGACGGGUCACAGUGGGACCAGAACGACGGCAAGUGUGGGGUGUGUGGCGACAACUGGGCCGACCCCCAGCCCAGGGACAACGAGGCUGGUGGAAAAUACGGCAAAGGAAUCAUUGUUGCUAACUACAAUAUGAACCAGAAAUUACCCAUCGAGGUAGAACUGACUACUAGUCACUGGGGCCACUUCGAGUUCCACCUGUGUGUCAACAAUGAUCCGACUCAUAUUGUUGAGCAGGAAUGUCUGGACAAGCACAUCCUAGAGCUAGCUGAUGGCUCUGGCACCAAUUACCCAAUAAAUUACAUCUUCGACCCAGUGAACCUUACCAUCCCAGUGAUUCUGCCAAAAGGUGUAUCAUGCACCCAGUGUGUCCUUCAGUGGCACUACAGAUGCGGUAACAGCUGGGGAGACUGUGGCAACGGCACAGAGGGCAUGGGAUGUGGACCCCAGGAGUGGUUUAGAGGAUGUGCUGACAUAUCCAUUUCCUAGAGGGAAUCCAAGUAAUUUCCCUACAAGAGCCUAAUGCAGCCCUAAAGCUUCCAAGUUUCAUGUUCUUCAGAUAUACUUGGGUUAGUUCGGGAAAUUGUCUUUCCCAAGUGUAGAGGUUUUAUAUUAUUAAAUAAAACCUAAACUAAGGCAUUUUACCACCAUUUUUAAAAGCAUUUGCAAGGCAA